This is a messenger RNA of Sycon ciliatum, 1743 nucleotides long. RefSeq lists its product as uncharacterized. The record is from RefSeq and is a predicted model, not a curated record. Gene Ontology annotation, molecular function: catalytic activity. NCBI's taxonomy places the organism in Eukaryota, Metazoa, Porifera, Calcarea, Leucosolenida, Sycettidae. The transcript has 2 exons. Bases 1 to 1743 code for a protein of 580 amino acids.
AUGGCUGAGACUUGGCUCACUCCAGAUAUCUUGGACAGUGAACUUACUAUCCCACAUUUCAAGCUACAUCGGAAGGAUAGAUUGCAGCAACGUGGUGGUGGUGUUGGGAUAUACUGCCAUGAAUCUGUUCUUGCGCGAAGACGAACUGACUUGGAGACUGACUUAGAGCUGCUGUGGAUAGAAGUUAGCGUUUCCAGUGGCAUAGUGCUGGUUGGAUGCUGUUAUCGUCCACCAGACAAACCUGUAGCAUUCUGGACCUCCCUGGAGUCCAACCUAGACGCAUCAGUUCAUGCACCAGGAAAGAAGGUUCUGGCAACUGUCAUGCUGGGUGAUUUCAACGUUGAUAUGAAAAUGAACCAGUCACCCAUGGCCAUACGAGUAACUGACUUGUUUAACAAAUUUGGUAUGACAAAUUAUGUGUCUUCACCAACACGUGCCACCACCCUUACUGAGUCAAUCAUUGAUCUCUUCCUAUCAACUUGCCUGCUGACGGGACCUUGUGAGAUAGCCUACCUAGACAUUAGUGACCACUUUGCAGUACUUGGGAAUCUCUCUGUGGCAGGGUUUGCACCAGGCCGUACUUCCAGCUACAGACCUACACGCCGCAUCCAUAAGAUAAACUGGGACACCUUCAACAGCGAUCUCAGUGUAGAGCAGGCCUCUCUGCUCGCCAUAGAUGAUGUCAACACCCUUGCAUCAUCUUUCAUCGCCUCCAUAGUGUCAACAUUGGAUAAGCAUGCACCCGUGCGGAUGAGGCGAAAUCGGGAUAGACGUCCCUGCCCGUGGGUAUAUGAUGAUGAACUUGUGGCCUGCGUACGGGAGCGAGACAGACUCCAUCGACUGCUCAUGAAGAACCGCUGCAAUGAUGAUCUCCACAGUCAACACCGCACUGCUCGUGCCAAGACCAGGAAGCUGGACAGGAGCCUGAAGAACACGUAUUUCAUCCAGCAGUGCCAGACUUCUGACCAACGUAAACUUUGGUCAGUCAUCAAUACUGUGGUUGGCCGGAAGAAACAAUCGCACACUGCUCAAGUACCCAUAUCGGAUCUUAGCAAGCUGUUUGGUGACGUUGUCCAUGAUCCCCAGCGUCCUCCUCAGCUCUGUUCUCCCUCUGGUCCAAUGGCGGAAGGGGCAUUUACCGACUUCAGUGUAGUGACAGUCGAGGAUGUGGCAAGCAGUUUGAAAUCUGUCAACCCUUUCAAGGCAACAGGCAGUGACCAAGUUCCAAGCAUCAUCCUGCAAAAGUGUUAUCCAACCAUUGCCCCCAAACUUACACGCAUCAUUAAUAUAUCCCUCUCCUCCGGUGAGUUCCCCCUGUCCUUCAAGUUGUCCCACAUCAGUCCGCUCUUCAAGAGUGGAGACCCAACUUUGCCAAAGAACUACCGCCCUGUGUCACUGCUCCCAGUUAUCUCCCGCAUCACAGAAGUAUUUGUAAAAAAUCAGAUCACGCAGUACUUGGACUCCAAGCAACUUCUUCCGCCUACUCAGUUCGCCUACCGAAAGCUUCACUCCACAGAAGAUGCCUUAACGUAUGCUGUUGAUCGAUGGCAAAUGGCACGGGCAGAGCGCAAGUAUACCGGCAUCGUGUUUGUCGACAUGUCAAAGGCCUUUGACCGCUCAACGAUGCCUCCGGAUGUGGCAGAUCAGGAAUUCGCUGAUGACAUCGCUCUCGAUUGCUCCAACGCGUGUCCCAAGCAAGUCUGCGCGUCUCUGUCGUCUGCAGUGACCAACCUCGCCGAGUGA